This is a messenger RNA of Ceutorhynchus assimilis (cabbage seed weevil), 282 nucleotides long. NCBI's taxonomy places the organism in Eukaryota, Metazoa, Arthropoda, Insecta, Coleoptera, Curculionidae. The record is from the annotation of a GenBank genome assembly.
AUGAUAGCAAGCUUGAAGCAAAUAAUUAACGAGCUUAAAACUGAAAUUCAUGACAAAACAAACUACAUUGAUAGAUUGAAACAGGAUAAACAAACUCUAUUAGAAGAGGCAGAAUCUUCAGAAGAUCCGAGAGAAGAUCAACUAGUUCAAGAAAAUAAUGACAUUAAACAAAAACUGGCUCAGUUGACACAACAAUCAUUAAAGCAGAACACCAACGCAUCAAAGAACUUAGCUUCUCCAUCAACUCAAACUUCUACUAAGAAAAAUCCUCUUUCAAGAUAA